AUGAUAAGCCUAUCUCUUCCCGCUCCCUCCAAACUCGCUUCUUCUCCAUCGAUCAAACCCAGAAGCAUUUCUACCCAAAACCCCGCUUCUGUUCAAUAUCAGAAAAGCACAGAUUUUGAGACUCUCAAAGGCCGUUUGAUUCGCCAGGCAAAUGGAGGGAACAUCCGCCAAGCAAUUUCGACGCUUGAUCUCAUUGCCCAGAUGGGCUUCACCCCAGACCUCACCUCCUACACCGUCCUCCUCAAAUCUUGCAUCAGAACCCGAAGCUUUGAACUGGGCAAGUCAAUCCACUCCAGACUCGCCGCUUCGCAGCUCGAACCGGACUCGAUUGUUCUCAACUCGCUGAUAAGCUUGUAUGCGAAAUGUAGCGACUGGGAAACUGCAAAAGGAAUUUUCGACGGAAUGGGUGCGAGGAGAGAUUUGGUUUCUUGGAGUGCGAUGAUUUCGUGCUAUGCUCAUUGUAAUAUGGAAAUGGAAGCCGUUUCAACGUUCUUUCGAAUGGUUGAAUUCGGAGAGCACCCGAAUCAGUUCUGCUUCUCCGCUGCGAUUAAAGCUUGCUGUAAUGCAACGUACGCUUGGAUUGGAUUGGUAGUUUUUGGAUUUGUGAUUAAAACCGGGUAUUUUGAUUCUGAUGUUUGUGUUGGAUGCGCAUUGGUUGAUUUGUUUACUAAAGGAUUUGGAGACUUAGAAUCCGCCCAGAAAGUGUUCGACAAAAUGCCUGAGAAAAACUCUGUUUCGUGGACGCUGAUGAUCACUAGGUUCUCUCAGUUGGGUAGUCCAAGAGAUGCAAUUGAUCAGUUCGAGCAGAUGUUAUUGACCGGGUUCAGCCCGGAUCGUUUUACUCUUAGUAGUGUUUUAUCAGCUUGUGCUGAGGUGGGGUGGCUAUCAUUUGGGCAGCAGCUGCAUUGUUGGGUGGUGAAAUCUGGGUUGUCUAAGGAUGUUUGUGUGGGAUGCAGUUUGGUCAACAUGUACUCUAAAUGUGCUGCAGAUGGAUCCAUGGACAAUUCGAGGAAGGUUUUCGAUCGAAUGCCUGAUCAUAAUGUAAUGUCUUGGACUGCAGCCAUCACUGGAUAUGUACAGACUGGGAUUGGUGACAGGGAAGCUAUUGACUUGUAUUGUAGGAUGAUAGAGGGCCGAGUGAAACCUAACCAUUUUACGUUUUCUAGUCUUUUGAAGGCGUGUGGAAAUCUUUCGUCUCCUGAUAUUGGUGAGCAGAUUUAUAAUCAUGCAGUGAAAUCGGGCCUUGCAGGUGUGAACUGUGUGGCGAACGCUUUGAUUAGUAUGUAUGCUAAGUCCGGUAGGAUGGAAGAUGCCCGGAAAGCUUUUGAAUUUCUGUUUGAAAAGAAUUUGGUUUCGUACAAUAUAAUUGUCGAUGGCUAUGCCAAGAAUUCAGAUUCCUUGGAAGCUUUUGAACUUUAUAGCCAAACUGAAGAGUCUGGAGUUGGAGUUGAUGCUUUCACCUUUGCUAGUCUUUUGAGUGCUGCUGCAAGUAUAGGGGCAGUUGGUAAGGGUGAAGAAAUUCACGCUCGGUUGCUAAAAACCGGGUUUCAGUCUAAUCAAUCUGUAUGCAACGCCUUGAUAUCCAUGUAUUCCAGAUGUGGUAACAUCGAGGCUGCUCUUCGGGUUUUCGAUGAAAUGGAAAACCGGAACAUAAUAUCUUGGACUGCAAUCAUAACAGGUUUCGCGAAACAUGGUUUUGCCAAGACGGCUUUAGAGUUGUUCAGUCAGAUGCUCAGGGCAGGCGUAAAACCAAACGAGGUCACCUAUGUUGCGGUUCUAUCAGCUUGCAGCCAUGUCGGUUUGGUAGAUGCCGGAUGGCAGCAUUUCAACUCAAUGUCCAAAGAACACGGGAUCAGUCCAAGGAUGGAACAUUACGCGUGUAUGGUUGAUCUGCUGGGAAGAUCCGGGCAUCUUGAAAAGGCGGUCCAGUUCAUCAAAUCAAUGCCUUUCACCCCCGGUGCCCUAGUCUGGCGCACAUUGCUCGGAGCUUGCCAGGUUCAUGGAAACGUGGAGCUUGGAGAACACGCUGCUAAAAUGAUCCUCUCCCAGGACCCAAACGACCCAGCAGCACACGUUCUGCUGUCCAACUUAUACGCCUCGAAUGGCAACUGGGGAGAAGUAGCGCAAAUCAGGAAAGACAUGAAAGAACGAAAACUGGUCAAGGAAGCCGGGUAUAGCUGGAUAGAAACCGAGAACAGGAUAAACAAGUUUUACGUAGGGGACACGAAGCACCCCCUGGCAAAGGAGAUCUACCAAGAACUGGAUCGACUAGCUACGAAAAUAAAGGCGUUAGGGUACACCCCGGACACAAACUUGGUGCUCCAUGAAGUGGAGGAGGAGCAGAAGGAGCAAUAUCUGUUCCAGCACAGCGAGAAAAUCGCAGUGGCUUUCGGGCUGAUCAGCACAUCCAAACCAAAACCCAUUCGCAUAUUCAAGAACCUGAGAGUUUGCAGGGAUUGCCACACUGCCAUGAAGUACAUAUCAGUUGCUACUGGGAGAGAAAUAGUGGUGAGAGAUUCCAAUAGAUUUCACCAUAUCAAAGAUGGAGCUUGCUCCUGCAAUGACUACUGGUAAUUACUCACAAUACAAAUGCAUGUUCUUGAGUUCAACUAAUUAAUGAAUAUUCAAAAAUUUACAA
Ipomoea triloba (trilobed morning glory) is the source of this 2638-nucleotide messenger RNA. RefSeq names its product pentatricopeptide repeat-containing protein At3g49170, chloroplastic. Gene Ontology annotation, molecular function: RNA binding; zinc ion binding; protein binding. The transcript has a single exon. Gene Ontology annotation, biological process: RNA modification. The coding region runs from base 1 to 2574 and encodes 857 amino acids. The record is from RefSeq and is a predicted model, not a curated record. Lineage: Eukaryota; Viridiplantae; Streptophyta; Magnoliopsida; Solanales; Convolvulaceae.